Molecule: messenger RNA, 9590 nt
Organism: Ctenopharyngodon idella (grass carp)
Lineage: Eukaryota; Metazoa; Chordata; Actinopteri; Cypriniformes; Xenocyprididae
Gene: slc9a1a
Product: solute carrier family 9 member A1a
Exons: 12
Coding region: 755-3079 (774 amino acids)
Biological process (GO): sodium ion transport; proton transmembrane transport; regulation of pH
Cellular component (GO): membrane
Molecular function (GO): sodium:proton antiporter activity
Source: RefSeq, a predicted model, not a curated record
AACCUGCCCAAAGGGUGUGUUUUUAGAGCUGUUCAUAUAUUUGUUCUGCAUCACGCACUGCAGACAUGGGAAAAAGAGAUGGUGUGUGUGAAAUGAUCAGUCGUAUCGCUAAAGGACAUCGAAUAAGUUCUUUAAGGAGCGCUGAAAAGCCCGCCUGACGCUACCACGAAUACAGCAACGUCUUUCGUAGUUGAAGCGACUUUUCCUGUCGUCUGUAUCGGGACAGGACAGAUUGUGAUAUUAUCAGAAGAGCAAACGAGCAACAUGAAGAAAACGUGAUUGGUGCCUUUGGACUGUAUCGAUGAGGACUGUUUUGGAGUUGUCAUUGAGUGUCCUUUUUCCGUGCUGUGUUUCUGAGGGGCUGAUGAUGGUGAUGUUAGAGGAGGAAGAAAAUGAACAUCAGUUCUACCUUUUAGUGUAGCGCCUUGAGGGAACACAUACCCGCAUAUAUUUCCUGGUCUAUAUGCAGGUAUAUUCACACACACACACCUGUCUAUAUUUCCUGGUUUUCUCUGCCUUCACCUGGAGAGGGUGUUUAAGUGUUUUACAGAAGCCAGGAAGUAGGAAACCCAAGAGCCUUUUAGAUUUCAGUCAAUCCGAAGUCAGAAAAUGAUCCAGGAAUUAUCUAGUAGGUUAAAAAGAAACUUCAUUAUAGAGCUAGUUAAAGCAUCGACAGAGUUGGUCAGAUAAUAUCGUGUCAUUCGUGUAUCGGGAGGAGCUUGAUUCCUCUCAUCUUUUAAAACGCACAACUAUCAUGGAGCUCAAGAUGUUCAUCAUUGUCUUGGGGUUCCUGGUGGGCAGUUUGAUGCCCCUCGAAGGGGCCGCCAGCUCUCCAGCCAUGGACACCGGGGUGUCCCAGAAUAACCACGAACACAGAGACAUGGGACACAACAGCACUCAUUCCAAGAAGCCCUUCCCGGUUCUGUCAUUUGAUUAUGACACUGUUCGGCUGCCCUUUGAGAUUUCAUUAUGGGUUCUGCUGGCUUCCUUGAUGAAAUUGGGGUUCCACCUGAUCCCUCGUGUGUCCUCUAUCGUACCGGAGAGCUGUCUGCUAAUCGUGGUGGGCCUGCUGGUCGGUGGUCUUAUGAAGCUGGUAGGCGAGUCUCCUCCGGCGCUGGAAUCCAAGAUAUUCUUCCUCUACCUGCUGCCUCCCAUCAUCCUCGAUGCCGGCUAUUUCCUGCCCAUACGACCCUUCACUGAGAACCUGGGCACCAUUCUCAUGUUUGCGGUGGUGGGGACCCUUUGGAAUGCCUUCUUCGUUGGUGGUCUACUGUACGGGGUGUGCCAGCUGGAGGGCCUUCAACACUUGCAUGUGGACCUCCUGUCGUGCCUGCUGUUUGGGUCCAUCAUCUCAGCCGUAGACCCUGUGGCCGUGCUGGCUGUGUUUGAGGAGAUCCACAUUAAUGAGCUGCUCCACAUCCUGGUGUUUGGAGAGUCUUUACUCAAUGAUGCCGUCACUGUGGUGCUCUAUCAUCUGUUUGAGGAGUACUCCAGUGUGGGUACGAUCACUGUCACAGAUGUGUUUCUGGGUAUCGUGUGUUUCCUGGUGGUGUCGUUGGGUGGUAUCGUGGUGGGCGCCAUCUACGGCAUCCUGGCGGCCUUCACUUCACGGUUCACCUCACACACUCGUGUCAUCGAGCCUCUGUUUGUCUUCCUCUACAGCUACAUGGCUUAUCUGUCCGCGGAGGUGUUCCAUCUGUCCGGCAUCAUGGCGCUAAUAGCGUGUGGUGCCGUCACGCGUCCCUACGUGGAGGCCAACAUAUCCCAUAAAUCCCACACCACCAUCAAGUACUUCUUGAAGAUGUGGAGCAGCGUGAGCGACACGCUCAUCUUUAUCUUCUUGGGAGUGUCGACAGUGGCCGGGCCGCACCGCUGGAACUGGACCUUCGUCAUCAUGACCGUUAUUCUCUCUCUGGUGGCUCGUGUUCUUGGUGUUGUCGGCUUGACCUUCAUCAUCAACAAGUUCCGUAUCGUGAAACUCACCACUAAGGACCAGUUUAUUAUAGCUUACGGUGGACUGAGAGGAGCGAUCGCCUUCUCCCUGGUCUACCUGCUCAAACCUGAGCACUUCCCCAUGAGAAACAUGUUCCUCACUGCCAUCAUCACUGUCAUCUUCUUCACUGUAUUUGUGCAGGGUAUGACCAUUCGACCUCUGGUGGACCUCCUGGCAGUGAAGAAGAAACAGGAAACAAAGCGAUCCAUUAAUGAGGAGAUUCACACACAGUUUUUGGACCAUCUGCUAACUGGCAUUGAGGAUAUCUGCGGACAUUAUGGACAUCAUCACUGGAAGGACAAACUGAACCGGUUCAAUAAGAAGUACGUGAAGAAGUGCCUGAUAGCGGGUGAGCGCUCCAGAGAACCUCAGCUGAUCGCCUUCUACCACAAGAUGGAGAUGAAGCAGGCCAUCGAGCUGGUGGAGAGUGGCGGCGGAUCCAAGCUGCCUUCUGCCAUGCCGUCCACCGUCUCCAUGCAGAACAUCCAUCCCAAGAAGCUUCCUCAGGACCGAGCUCUGCCGCAGCUCUCCAAGGCCCGUGAGGAAGAGAUCAGGAAGAUUCUGCGCACAAACCUGCAGAAGACCCGCCAGAGACUGCGCUCGUACAACAGACACACACUGGUGGCGGAUCCGUAUGAGGACGGCUGGAACGACAUCCUCAUCAAACGGAAGAAAAUGAUAGAGCUGGAAAAGAAGAUAUCACAGAUGAACAAUUACCUGACUGUUCCAGCUCCGCCUCCCGAUUCACCGACCAUUGCUCGAGCUCGACUGUCUUCGGACCCUCAAGCAUGGGGCAUCAAGGCCGUCACAGAAAGCAUCCCCAUAAUUAAAGUGGACCUCGCCUCACCCCAGAGUCCAGAGUCUGUCAACAUGGUGGACGAGUUCAGCAAAAAAGGAAGCCAGCCGAAAGAGAGGGAGGAGGAGGUCGGCCUGGUGAUGAAAGUACCCUCUCCUGCGAAGGAGAGAAAGGACAAAAAGGCCGACGAGGAUGACGACAAGGAGCCGCAGCAACGGCUCAUGCGCUGUCUCAGCGAUCCGGGCCCCGCCGCCGAAGAGGAAGACGAGGAUGAACCCUUCCUCCCCUGAGAGAGCAGACGAGGAUGAACGAGCCUCAGCCGUCUCCUCUCAGACAGUAUCUGCAGUCCUUAACUGCUGUAACAUGGAGGACAGAUUUAUAUUCUAUAGGAAGCCAAAACGAGAACGUCAGAAAAACCAAACUGUUGAUGAACUAAAUUAAAGAAAAUGAAAGGGAGCGAUCAAAAAAAAAAAAAGCCAUUUAUUAUUUUUUUUUUGCUUGUCAUUUGUUCUUUUCAUUUUAAGCCUAAAGGCUUGUUCACACCAAGCACAAUAUUUAUAAUAGUAAUAAAACGUUAAAGAAAAAUCAUUCUAAAUAUAAAAGAAUAGCUGAGUCCACAACAACUGUGACAAUAACGGCAUCGUUACAAUCAGUUUCAGAAUGAGUUUGAUGAAUGAUAAAAAAUAUUGAGCAAAUCAGGAUCCACCCAAUUUUAAAGUGUUCGAGCAUUUAUUAUUAUUAAAAAUAUAUAUUUUAUUGAAUUAUAACAUACUAUUAAUACAUACUGUAAAAUUUAAAGAGUAUUUCAUAAUUAUAAUAUAUUGCAUCAUAAUACAAUAUAUGUUAUAAUAAAUGUAUUAAUAGAAUUGUUAUUAUCGUUGUUGUUGUUAAUUACUUUUGCUUUCAAACACUAAACCAAUUGAGCUUUUAUUUUGGCGGAAAGGUCGCAGGGAGACUUUAACGCUUCUCUCUGUUGACAACAGAUUUAUAAACGAUUCUCAUUAUGAACCUGAGAAGAUGGCUGGCGCACGUUACGUUCCCAAAUGCAAAUUAUAAGCGACUCAAACACACACACACAGCACUUGCAGAGUAACAUUUACUGUGAAUCAAAAAUGAACACAGUGCUGUGCUUUACUCUGAAACAUGCAGCGCGUCAGACUAUAUAUUUAUAUAAUUACAUCUGAACUGUUGCGACUUUAAGCCAUAUCACAUUCUUCCAACUAUGUAUUGUCAAAAUUCAUAAAGUUUCUGGGCAACUAGGAAGUAAUAUCACUUCGACAACGAUUUUUACUCUCAUUAGGUGCUUUGAUCCCUGGCUAACAUGCUAAUAGUGUCCCGCAGAUGGCGCUGUGAGCUCUAAAAUAAAAUAAAUGUAUUACAAAAUGUAUCAUUUUGCAGUUUAUUUAGUCUGUUUUAGGCCAUUUUGCAAUUUCAGUCAUCACACAGUAACCCCGCCCCCAACCCAAACCUUUUUUCUCCAAUGUCGGAAAAUAAGGAAAUGUGGAAAAACACAUUUCAGUAUAGUUAUCGUAUUAGAUAUUGUUCUUGGUGUGAAUAGGCUUUAACACCGUGUCCUUACCAGGCAUGACGCGAUUCAAAGGUUUUAAUCUCAACUAGCGAUGAGUGGAAGAACAUUUUGUCAUUGAGCCCUAGUGAAAUCUCAUUGGUCCUUGAACACAUGAUGCCUGGUUUGAACUCAUGUCAGUCGGCAAGUAAAUGUUGCCGCUCCAGCAUUUACUGUGGAAUAAUAAUAUUCCGCACGAGGGAACAGAUCUAUGCAUUACCAAACGCUCGCACUGUUCAGUCUCAUUCUAUAUUCAGGUGAAACGCUUCUGUUGUUGUUUUCAAAGCAUUGAUGCGUUCUUGUUCGUUCACAUAAGUUGGCUUUUGUUUUUGUGACGCGGGUAUCAUUAGUUAUGUUUUACCUCUAGGGGAUUUAGACUCGUUUAUCAGGAGCAAUAUGAAACCGGUCACAUUAUGGCCUUUCUUAUAUUUAUCAGCCAGAUGGUGCAUAUUUACUCUGGCUAAUUAUUUCGUCGACACGCUAACCACACGUGGAGGACCAUUCAGGUCACGCUCUGUUCGCAGUGCACAUAACAAACCUGAGAAUGAAGUAGAGACUCGUGGAGAUUGCACAAAGAGAUUUACAUAUGUAAAGACUUUAUUUUACACCAAAAAGUUGCAUGACCAACUUGAUUGGUUGUGAUCAUGUUUCCUGUUUUGUUUUCUUUGCGUAUACUUUAUAUAAUAUCAAAGAACAUUUUCAUCUAGUAAUCUUUUAUUCCCUUUAAAUGCACUCAAUCGCUUUGGUGACUGGUGAAAAAGAUCUGGACCAUCUUAUCAACAAGCCUCGAUGUAAAGAAAGAGUUCAUGCAAACGUGAUUGUCAUUAUUUACUCACCCUCAUUUCAUAACACAAACCCAUAUGCAGAUUUUUCUCCCCCCCCAUGGAUACAUUAUGUUUUUAUUUUGAUUCUUCAUGCAACUUUUUUCCAUAAAAGUUCUUAGUGACCUCAUCUGUCGAUCUCUGAAAAAGUACAAAAGUAUCAUAACAGUCAUUCGUAUGACUUUCUUCUGAAGUCAUCAGAAGCCCAUUUUGAAAUUGAGAAUGCAAGUCAUAAUUAUGAGAUAAAAAGUAGAAAUUAUGACAUACUAAGUCAUAAGUAUGAGAUAAAAAGUGGACAAAAUUCGGAAAAAGUCAUAAUGACAAAUAAAAAUUGACAAAAAAGUCAAAACUGACACAUAAUUCAUAAUUAUGAGAUAACAAGGCUAAAUUACGACACUAAGCCAGAAUUAUGGUAUAAAAAGUGGGAAAUUCACAAAGUCAAAGUUAUGAUUGUGGUAUAAAAAGCCAAAUAUAUGAGAUAAAAAGUCAUAAUUGUGGUAUAAAAAGCCAAAAAUAUGAGAUAAAAAGUCAUAAUUAGAUAAAAAGACGAAAUUACAACACUCUAAGCCACAAUUAUGAUAUAAAAAUAUAAAUUCUGAGAUAAAAAAAAGUCAUGAUAAAAAGUAGAAAUUGACAGAACGUGAAAUUAUGAGAUAAAAAAGGCAAAAUUACGACACUCUAGCCACAAUUAUGAUAUAAAAAGAGAAAAUUGACAAGACAAUUGUGAGAAGUCAAAAUUAUGAUUUGGAAAGUAUGACAAAAAUUUGAAAUUGAGAUACAAAAAGUCAUAAUUGUGAAAAUUGUCAAAAUUGACACAUAACUCAUAAUUAUGAGAUAAGGCAAAAUUAUGAUACUAAGCCAGAAUUAUGAUAUAAAAAGUGGAAAGUGACAAAGGUCAAAGUUAUUAUGUACAAAGUCGUAAUUGUGGUAUAAAAAGUCAAAAUUAUGUGAUAAGAGGAAAAAUUAUGAGAUAAAAAGUCAUAAUUGGAUAAAAGGCUAAAUUGACACUCUAAGCCACAAUUAUGAGAUAGUCAUAUAAUAAAAAGUGAAAAUUGACAAAAAAAUUUAAAGUAUGAGAUAAAAAGUCAUAAUUAGAUUAUAAAAAGGCAAAAUUACGACACUCUAAGCCACAAUUAUGAUAUAAAAAGUGGAAAUUGACAGUAAGUCAAAUUUAUGAUGUACCAAGUCAGUUGUGAGAAGUCAAAAUUAGAAGUGGAAAUUAUGACAAAAAAUUUAUGACAAAGUCAGCUGACAAGUCAUAAUUGUGAGAUACAAAAUCAAAAUUGAGAUAAAAAGAUAGUUGACAAAAAGUAGAUUGUAUGUCAUAAAUGUCUUUUAUAUUGUAAUUUUGACUAUGACUAUGAAUGUUACAUUUUCAUUACAUUAUUCAUAUUUUCGACUUAUGUCUGUCAUAAUUAUGAUUUACCAAAUCAUGAUUUUUUUUUUUUCAUGACCUUCCAUACUAAGCUGCCUAAAUGGAAACCGAUUUCUAAUGUUUGCGUGAAUUAGUUUGACACUUUCCCGAAUCUCUUCACCCUGUAGCUCUGCCUUCGCACACAUAUAUUACUGCCAGUGUAGUGGAAAGACGGGAUGGGAAAUGUUGAUUCAUGAAGUGUUGCGUGAUGACCCUCAAGCAGUGUGAUUGUAUCCUGAAAGAUCUAUGCAGAGUGUGAAGUUCAAGCAGAGCUCUUGCUCUUCUAAAAGCUGUACGUUGAAUUAUUCCCUUUAAAACCUUUGCACCACGAGUAUCAAAACACUGUCCUUUGAUUCUUUUUUACAACCCCAGCAGAUCCUGCUCUGUAGGUGCAUUGCAUAUUAAAAAGAAUCAAUUAUAUAUGAAAUUCAGAAACUCUUUUGCAUGCACAGAGAGUAGAUUAGUCUUAUUUUAAUCUAAGAUGUGGUAAAAUCAUAUCUAUAUAUUUUAUGUGAACUCUAAAGGUCCAUAUAUAUAUAUGUCUAUAUUCUGCUAUUACAAUGCUAACUGACCAAUUAUUUUCUGAGCUUCUUUUGCCUUUGAAAAGAGAGGAUGUCCUCUCUUCUGACCUUCUUGCUUUGGGUGUUUAGUCAGACAUGCUGCUCACGGGAUUGUGCUUCACCUGAUUGUGCUUGUUCACGUCUCACCUGCGCUGUUGUGCUUGACGAAUGUUUCACAGCCGUCAUUAUUCGAUGCAAAUCACCUUGAUGUACAACAUGGACUGCAGUAUUCACAUGAAUGACCAUCUCUAAUAAAGAGGAGAGGUGAAAACAUUUAAAGGAAUAUUACAGCCACAAAUGAAAAUUCUGUCAUUUACUCAACAUUAUUUUGUAUAAACCUGCAUGCUGUUAUUUUCCAGAGUUUUGAAAAAAUACGAGAAUAUGGGUGAUGUUAGAUUAAAAAAAGACGUUGUUUGGAAUUAAAUACUUAAGAGUCUAUGACUGGAUCUUUAUUACAGUGAUUAUUAUGUUUCUAGCAUGUUAUAUGUUUGGGAACAGUUCUUCUAAACCUAAUUGAUGGAGUGUGUAGCUUUUCAUUUCUUAAACAACCAUCAUGGCCAUAUUCCAGGAUGACAAAGCCAAGAUUCAUCAGGCUCAAAUUGUGAAAGAAUGGUUGGGAGGAGCAUGAAGAAUCAUUUUCACACAUGAAUUGGUUACUUAAAUUCAUUGAAAGUCUGUUAUUUCCAUCAAGAGGUGCAUCUAUUUUUAAAAAAUGAAAAGCUACACACUCCAUCUAUUAGGCUUAAAAGAACUGUGGCUAAACAGAAGUUUUACUGUCAAUUUAGGUGUCCCUUCAUCCUCGGUGGCUCACGUCACCUGUGGUGUACCCCAGGGAUCGAUUUUAGUACCAUUAUUAUUUUCGUUUUUAUAUAUAUAUAUAUAUAUAGAUGUAUAUAUAUAUGUAUAUAUAUAUGUGUGUAUAUAUAUAUAUAUAUAUAUGUGUAUAUAUAUAUAUAUAUGUAUAUAUAUAUAUAUAUGUAUAUAUGUAUAUAUAUAUGUAUAUAUGUAUGCACCUUCUGGGAUUAAUUAUUAGUAAAUUUGUGGACGACACAACUUUAUAUACCUAUAAAAUAUCAAAUUUUGGCUCACAAAUAACUUUUUGCUACUUAAUGACGAUAAAACCCAAAUCAUUCCGUUUGAGGCACCCUUACUCCAUAUCUUACUUCUGAUGUUAAAGAUGAAGGAUUUCAGCUAGAUAAUAGUCUUAAAAUAGACAAAUCAAACUAAUUUUUUGGGCCUGGAAUUGUAGUUGUAUUAUUAAUUGAAAUUUUAUUAUAGUUAAUAUUUUUAAUGAGUGUUUAUUUUUAUAUUUUCCAUUUUCAAGUUUUAGUAAUUUUAUUGUUUUUGUCAUUUUUAGUAGGUUUUUUUGUCUCUAUAUAUUUUUUAUUAAUUUCUAUUUUAAUGUUAUUUUAAUACAUCAAGUUUAACUAAAUUGAAAUGAGAAAUGUUUCAAAUAACUUAUUUUAUGUUUUUAGUUUGAACGACAUGAGGGUGAUUAAAUGAUAGAAUUUACAUUUUUGAGUGAAAUAUUCCUGUAAACUUUAUUUUUCUUUGUUAUGAAGCUGAAUGCCAAUGAUGAGUUUGUUUUAAUGGUAUUCUGUGUAUUUAAUAAUUGUGCUAGCUUGCAUAUAUUUUCUACAUUUUGUUUAUGCUUGAGUUUUAUUUUUUAUUGCUUGGCACUGAUUAUUUUGGCUAGCCAGCUGAUUGAAUAUUAAGUCUUUUGUUGUGUAAUUUUCUACUCAUAUUCACCAUAAAGCCUUUUGAUACAAACAUCAAGUGUUUGAUGUUCGGUUCACGAUGGUUUACUUUUGCUUUGCAUAAUUUUGCCUUCUGUUGUCAGAGUUUAUUACGGUUUUAUCAUGAAGCAUAUGGACGAUUCUGUGAGUUUACAUUAUUUUGUCUUUUGUUUUUUGUGCAUGCUGUAACUUUAAACUGCUGUUCAUGUGUGUAUGAUCAUGCAGAUUCAGACAGGAUCUACGCCUCAUGCUGUUUGUAAUCAUAAAAGCUUAUUUACGGUUUCAGGCAGUUUGUUAUUAUUCAUGGCCAGUGAUGCUUAUCGUUUCGCUCCAGACACUUUAAUGGCCUGCGUUCAUUUUUAUGUUAUUUGUGACGCCGGGAAGCGACUCGAAUGCAGACUAACGUACAAGACUGAUCAAACCGGUUGUUCUCUGAAAUGAGUGUGUGAUCAUGUUAAUAUGUCUGUACACAUGAAGCCUUUCACAUGAUUUUAAAUGUCUUAUCUCAUUUUUUCAGUCUUGUUUGGUGCCGUUGAAAUUACUGUAAUCUUCAACUUUUGCUUUAAUUUCAGGGUUUAUUCUGGAGAGAUGUUGUUGUUGUUGUUGUUUAUGGAUAAUCCUGAUGAAUAUAUGACUGAACUGUAACUGCACUCAAACAUGCUUACUGUUCUUAAACUCUAAAUGAAAUUACAUUUACUGAAAUGUG